ACAAAGUAAUCAUUGUUGGUCUGGAUAAUGCAGGAAAAACGACCAUUCUUUAUCAAUUCUCCAUGAACGAAGUGGUGCACACCUCGCCCACCAUCGGGAGUAACGUGGAAGAGAUAGUGGUUAACAACACGCGCUUUCUGAUGUGGGAUAUCGGAGGGCAGGAGUCCCUUCGGUCUUCGUGGAACACCUACUAUACAAACACUGAGUUUGUGAUAGUUGUUGUGGACAGCACAGACAGAGAGAGAAUUUCUGUGACUAAAGAAGAGCUGUACAAAAUGUUAGCACAUGAGGACUUAAAAAAAGCAGGUUUGCUGAUCUUCGCUAACAAGCAGGAUGUUAAAGAGUGUAUGACAGUAGCUGAAAUAUCUCAGUUUCUGAAACUGACUUCAAUUAAGGAUCACCAGUGGCACAUUCAGGCGUGCUGUGCUCUAACUGGAGAGGGACUGUGCCAAGGACUUGAAUGGAUGAUGUCAAGACUUAAGAUCAGAUGAUUUUUAAUGACCUCUUUGCACAGACAUUGCUUAAAAAGAGCUGUACCCAUGAUUACCUUCACAGUGGCAGAAUUAAUGGGUUAGAUGUAUUUAUACUGAACUGAUUUCAACUUUAUUUUCUACAUAGAUGCACACACACAUACGUGUAUAUAAAUUAAGACCAUUCAGCAAAAAGAAAGAUGCAUUGAGGCUCCGGUUUGGUUUCCUGUUCGGUUUCCUCUGAGGAUGCAUUUAAAAGCUGUGAUCAACUGUCUUUGCAAGAUACAGCCUCCUGGAACAGUCCGACGUUGGGCGUGGUGAAGAUGAAGUGAGAGGAAGGAGCUUUUAAUUUUGAGUUUUAUUAUUCCAUUGUAGUCCUCUCUAGUUGAAGAUGUUGGCUUCAUUAUUCCAGUAAAUUAGCAAACAAAUCAAUGGCAUAGAUAUCAACUUUCCAGUAUUUUUAAAGUUACCGAUGUUACAAAUGCAAAAAUAUUUUCCUGUAUGUGUACUGUACAUAUUUGUGUAUAUUUAUACCUCAAUUUUAGGUUAAUUGCAAUCUGUUCAGACCAGUGUGUAAAGCUGAAUCAGUAUGUUGACAGUAGUACUAAUAUUUGACAUCGCCAACGUGUCACGACUUCUUCUCCUUUGUUACCUGUGUGGCUGUAACAUCCAUCAGA
This is a messenger RNA of Charadrius vociferus (killdeer), 1147 nucleotides long. It is a transcript of the gene ARL5A, whose product is annotated as ADP-ribosylation factor-like 5A. Gene Ontology annotation, biological process: protein localization to Golgi membrane; intracellular protein transport; vesicle-mediated transport. Gene Ontology annotation, molecular function: GTPase activity; GTP binding. The transcript has 5 exons. The coding region runs from base 63 to 491 and encodes 142 amino acids. The record is from RefSeq and is a predicted model, not a curated record. Gene Ontology annotation, cellular component: trans-Golgi network; cytoplasm. Lineage: Eukaryota; Metazoa; Chordata; Aves; Charadriiformes; Charadriidae.